Molecule: messenger RNA, 2662 nt
Organism: Actinia tenebrosa (Australian red waratah sea anemone)
Lineage: Eukaryota; Metazoa; Cnidaria; Anthozoa; Actiniaria; Actiniidae
Product: guanine nucleotide-binding protein G(i) subunit alpha
Biological process (GO): adenylate cyclase-modulating G protein-coupled receptor signaling pathway
Cellular component (GO): heterotrimeric G-protein complex; cytoplasm
Molecular function (GO): GTP binding; GTPase activity; G-protein beta/gamma-subunit complex binding
Source: RefSeq, a predicted model, not a curated record
UGGUUAUUACAGAUUCACUGUUCCUACCAAUAAACGCCAUAAAGAACCGACAGCUAAAACACUCGACCAGGAAAAAAUACCCAUGGCGGCCUCAUGAUCCACGAUUACUCAAUUUGGACGACACUAGCGUUUUCUACAGAGAUUUAGCUUGGAUCGUCGCCCAUCAUCGACUCAAUUCUGGUUUAACGACUGUGGAUUUUUCGGUUGUGAAAGUCAAGUGAAGGACCGUGUCGAAGAAUCUUUAUCAAACAUGGGUUGUACGCUCAGUGCUGAGGAUAAGGCGGCUGUCGAAAGAAGUAAAAUGAUCGACAAGAAUCUCCGAGCCGAUGGGGAAAGAGCUGCUCGGGAAGUGAAGCUGCUUUUAUUGGGUGCUGGAGAGUCGGGAAAAAGUACUAUUGUAAAGCAGAUGAAAAUUAUACACGAAUCAGGUUACUCAAAAGAUGAGUGUGCGCAGUACAAACAAGUUGUAUACAGCAACACGAUACAGUCUAUGAUUGCCAUCAUAAGAGCAAUGGGAACACUGAAGAUAGACUUUGGAUCUCCGGACAGAGCGGACGAUGCAAGAGAAAUGUUUGCAUUAGCAGGGAGUAUGGAAGACGUCAAAUUCACCCAAGAACUUGUAUCCAUAAUGAGAAGAUUAUGGUCAGACAGCGGCGUGCAAGCAUGCUUCGCAAGGUCGAGAGAGUACCAACUGAAUGACUCGGCAUCAUACUACUUAAACGCUCUAGACCGAUUAGGGUCACCUGAUUAUAUACCAACGGAACAAGAUGUUCUACGAACAAGAGUAAAGACUACAGGCAUAGUCGAAACUCAUUUUACCUUUAAAGACCUUCAUUUCAAGAUGUUUGACGUCGGAGGCCAAAGAUCUGAAAGAAAGAAAUGGAUUCAUUGUUUUGAAGGAGUAACCGCCAUCAUCUUCUGUGUUGCUUUGAGUGCAUACGACUUGGUUCUUGCAGAAGAUGAAGAAAUGAAUCGAAUGAUGGAAAGUAUGAAGCUAUUCGAUUCCAUCUGCAACAACAAGUGGUUUACAGACACUUCCAUCAUAUUGUUUUUGAACAAGAAAGACUUGUUCUCAGAGAAGAUCAUAAAGUCUCCACUAACGAUCUGCUUCCCUGAGUACACAGGGUCUAAUACUUACGAAGAAGCUGCUGCUUACAUCCAGAUGCAGUUCGAGAACCUUAACAAGAGAAAAGACACUAAAGAGAUCUACACACACUUCACAUGUGCUACAGAUACAAAUAACAUCCAGUUUGUAUUUGAUGCCGUCACUGAUGUGAUCAUAAAGAACAAUUUGAAGGACUGUGGUCUCUUUUAAUGAGUUCUACAUGAAUAACGACUCAAAAAGAUAAUGGCAGUUGACAGCAGUUUGUACAAUAAAGUCUCCUGUACAGUCCUAUACAGAUUAUCGAAUAGAAAAUAAUCAACUGUUUUUUAUAAGUAAAAAAAAAUCAUGUCUUUUGUUGAGUUUCGGUCAAACAUUAAGCUCCCUUACCAUUCCAAUUCUGAUCCCCAAACGAUUAUCAACAUUUGCAUCUAUAAGUUGCGCCUGUAAGUUGCUGUCCAACGACUGCCACCCAAGUUCCUAACCAAAGUGAUUGAGAUUGRACUAGAAAAAAAAUGCUGGAAACGUCUAACAGCAUUUCCACAAUGUGAUAUAGAUAUAAAGCCGAGAAACACCCCAUUUAAGUUGAGAUAUAAAAGCUUAUUAAUGUAUAAUAAUGACUGUGCCAUUCCAUGAUCAUCACUAAGUUUUUUCAGUCUUCAAAAGUAAAUCAUAAAGAUGGUUAAAAAAAAGACAGUCAAUGAAUCUGGUCGAGAUUCCUUCCCCCAAGGGGGAGGCUGAUCCAGAAAAAUGUCAGAAGCAGAAAGCUGGAAUGUGAUUUUCGCUUUCCAAAGUACAGCAGGUCAGAGACGUUGUAAUUGCACAAAGAUUCGUUGUCAGGGUUUGAUUGAACAUGCACAGUUCGAUUGUGAGUCGGCAGGGUAUUGUACAAGGUGUUGAAUGCUAGAUGGUAAACUGAUCUUGGUUAUUCACACUUGUUGCUUCUACUAACUGUCUCUACUGUCUAGUGAACAAUGUUCUAUGCAAGACCUUAGAUGUUUUUAACUGCCUUGCAUUCUCAAGGUAUCUAAGAUUGAAAGACCAUCUCAAGAGAUCACAUUAGUUAUAACUAAUCCACACAACACACCAGUUUCGCAUUCAAUGCAUACCUCUGUUUUUAAAGACCACAGACUCCUUUCUUAGCCUCAUUUAUAAUUCAACCAUUCACAGAUACAAUCAAAGUCCGAGAUUUCAAAACAUUGGUAUUGUUCAACUUGCACAUUCUUUACGCUGCAGUUGUCUUUUCAAAAUGCUUUGCUCUUAAAUGAGGCCAAGCCUGUGCAGAGGAGUCUUGAGUAAUAAAACAGUGGUAUUUACCGAAUGAGAAAAGGGACUADCAAUUGUGGCAUCUUAAGAAAACUUACAUCUUAUAAUAAAAGUAACUUCCUAUGGCCUAAUUAGGCUUGCCUCUGUUCAUUGCAAUCGAUCCAAGAAGAUUGCCAUUUCACGAUUCUAACUACAAUAGAUUGUAUUAGUAAGUGAUGUAGAUGUUAACAUUCAUGCUGGCCAAAGGUGAUUUUGCCCGUAAAGGAAUAUUAAAAUAUGAUUUUAAUGUGCCCA